UUUGACAUUCCCAACUAUGGAUGUCUUGCAGCCAGAUGCUGUAUUGUUACAGAAAAUCGUGUACAGGAAUAAAAACCAACACCGUCUCACGAUUUGGUGGAGGCACGUUAUGAUGCUUCAUCGUAGGUUAAAACAAUGGCUCUCUGGAAACGAGACUGCGAAAUCUUUGUUAUUGCAACAAUGCCCAAAAUCUUACGCUCUUUUUACCAACGUAAUUGCCCAUGGCCAGUACCCAGGGCUUGGUUGUCUCCUUCUUGGUAUUUUAUCUCGUGUUUGGUAUAUUUUGGGAGGAAUGGAAUAUGAAGCUAGUUUAUCUUUCCCGUCUCCAAUCCUUUCACCGAAUCUUUCCCUGCAAGAGCAAGCUAUUAAAGACACAGAAAAAGCUGCAUCAGACCUCGGGGUUGUUAUAUCUCGUGAACAACUAUCUUCCUCUACUCCUCAAUCAUCCUUUACUCAAAGAACAGACCUUACUAGCUCUCCAUCUCCAGACAUGAAAUCCAUACGAACCCCUCAAUUACCUUCUGCCGAAGCACAAUCCAUAGGAGGAGGUGUUCAAGCAACCGAUAUUCCCCCGUUACGAUCUUUAGAAUCUCCUUCUGCAGCACCCAAGAAAAAGAAGAAAAAAUCAAAAAAGAAAAAGGAUGAAAUUGACGAUAUAUUUGGUUUGUAAAUAUGUUUUCUUAUGAUUUGUCUCGUUUACUCUUUAACUUUACCUUACAACCAUUAUCGUAAUUACAUACAUACUAC
This is a messenger RNA of Schizosaccharomyces cryophilus OY26, 747 nucleotides long. RefSeq names its product ribonuclease MRP complex subunit. The record is from RefSeq and is a predicted model, not a curated record. Gene Ontology annotation, molecular function: rRNA primary transcript binding. Lineage: Eukaryota; Fungi; Ascomycota; Schizosaccharomycetes; Schizosaccharomycetales; Schizosaccharomycetaceae. Gene Ontology annotation, biological process: nuclear-transcribed mRNA catabolic process, RNase MRP-dependent; maturation of 5.8S rRNA from tricistronic rRNA transcript (SSU-rRNA, 5.8S rRNA, LSU-rRNA). The transcript has a single exon. The coding region runs from base 17 to 670 and encodes 217 amino acids. Gene Ontology annotation, cellular component: ribonuclease MRP complex.